UAUAAGGAAUGUGCCUGUGCCUUCCACUCUGUUGAGGUUUCUUCUUCAGCAGCUUCACCAUGUCUGGGCGUGGUAAAGGUGGUAAGGGUCUUGGAAAAGGCGGCGCCAAGCGCCACCGUAAAGUUCUGCGUGACAACAUCCAGGGCAUCACCAAGCCCGCCAUCCGCCGCCUGGCCCGGCGCGGAGGAGUGAAGCGCAUCUCCGGCCUCAUCUACGAGGAGACCCGCGGUGUGCUGAAGGUGUUCCUGGAGAACGUGAUCCGCGACGCCGUCACCUACACGGAGCACGCCAAGCGCAAGACCGUCACCGCCAUGGACGUGGUCUACGCGCUCAAGCGCCAGGGCCGCACCCUCUACGGCUUCGGCGGUUAAGCGAGUCUCGCUUUUGACCUCAGAAAACCAAAGGCCCUUUUCAGGGCCGCCCACAUUUUCCUAUUAAAAGAGCGAACAUUUAAUCUAACGUUUU
This is a messenger RNA of Mus pahari (shrew mouse), 465 nucleotides long. RefSeq names its product histone H4. Gene Ontology annotation, molecular function: protein heterodimerization activity; structural constituent of chromatin; DNA binding. The coding region runs from base 60 to 371 and encodes 103 amino acids. Lineage: Eukaryota; Metazoa; Chordata; Mammalia; Rodentia; Muridae. Gene Ontology annotation, biological process: nucleosome assembly. Gene Ontology annotation, cellular component: nucleosome. The record is from RefSeq and is a predicted model, not a curated record. The transcript has a single exon.